UCACAACCGAAAACAUAGCUAGCAGCUGUCAGCUGUCUCAAGCUGACAAAAGAAGCCUUAAGGCAACCUCGCACCUGCCUAAUCCUUGUAUACAAUAAUGCCAUAGGUUGAAAGAAUUUUAUCAGCGCCUUUUUUGCCACAGCAACAAGAAUACUGUAGACAGCGAAGCUCAGAACGCAGCUGCCUCGCGCUGCCGCGAGCGCUCCUCACAAUGUUGGCACAACCAUGUGAGCUACUAGUGGUGGCUUAGUUCUUUCAUAGACGGCACUGCUUGCGCCGUCGCAGCCUCGGCAGACUCCACCAGCCAUGCCCGGCGGUGCCCUCCUCGGCGCACUCCUGCUCCUUGGUGCGCUUUGCCAAGUUAGUUUAUCAGCACCACGGCGGCUGACGAUUCACAAGUCGAGCGAUUGGCCGCCGACCGAUGAGGGUGCAACAGCGCCACGGGCACCGCACCCGCCGCCUCCCCCACCACCACCUCCACCGCCGCCCCCUCCGCCACCGCCGCGUGCCGUUCCGCUACCACCGCCACUGGUGGUGCGCGCACCGGCACGGGAGGGCGACCUGCGCCUUGUAAACGGCAGCUCGCCUCUGGAAGGGCGCCUGGAGGUGUACUACAGGGGACAGUGGGGCACCAUCUGCGAUGACUUCUUCACUACCGCCAUCGCCAGCUUGGCCUGCCGGCAGCUGGGCUUUGCGCACGGCGCGCCGGUACGCUGGGCGGCGUUUGGGCAGGGCACCGGGCCCAUAUGGAUGGACAACGUGCAGUGCCUGGGCGGAGAGCAGCGCAUCUGGGACUGCGACGCCGAGCGGCCCAACCGGGAGUGCACGCACUCAGAGGAUGUGAGCAUCGUCUGUGAAGCGGCUGCGCCCCCGCCGCCCCGGCCGCCCACGUCCCCGCCUUCAGCGCCCGCGGCACCAGAUGGCACCAUCCGCCUGUUGCACGGCAACAGCAGCUCGAUAGGCCUGGUGGAGUUGUCGCUGUUCGGGCACUGGGGCACGCUGUGCUCAGCCACCUGGACGCCGCAGACGGCAGUGGUGGUGUGCCGGCAGCUGGGGCUCACAGGAGGCACGCUGCUGUUCGACGCCAAGUACGGCACCCGCACGCCGCCAACCGGCCCGGUGUGGCUGCAGGGGCUGGCCUGCGACGGCUCCGAGGCCAGCCUCAUGGCCUGCACCUAUGACGCCGUGCUGGACCCCGGCUGCAGCGACCCCUACUGGGCGGCGGCAGUCAUGUGCGGAGUCGACGACGGCGCUGUGCGGCUGGCCAACGGCACUGGCAGCGCGGGCCGGCUGGAGGUGAUGCACAACGGAGCCUGGGGCACGGUGUGUCAUGACCGCUUUGGUGAUCGGGAGGCGGGCGUCGCGUGCCGCCAGCUGGGGUUCUCCAGCGGCCGUGUGAUCCCCGGCGACCGCUAUGGCGCUGGCCGGAACGUGGUGUGGAUGGACGAGGUGGCGUGCGGCGGGGACGAGGCACGGCUCGUGGACUGCCGCUUUGACGGCUGGGGCUGGACCGACUGUUCCCAUUUCGAUGAUGUGGCAGUCAGCUGUUACAUGACGUCGCCGAGCCCCCCGCCACUGCCUCCCAGCCCCGGACCGCCGCCGCUGCCCGCGCCCGCGCCGGGGCUGUACCCGCCACUGCCGCCACCCUACGGUACAGGGGUCUACACGCCGUCACCCCCGCCGUCCCCGGCAUAUGCGCCCCCGUACUACGGCAUCCCACCGUACGGAGGGCCGGGCAACCCAGUGGGCAGCUACUCGCCGCCGCCGUACAGCAGCCCAGCUUACGGGCCGCCAGCUUACGGGCCACCCGCUUACGGGCCGCCAGCUUACGGGCCGCCCGCCGCUUACGGGCCGCCCGCCGCUUACGGGCCGCCAGCUUACGGGCCGCGCGGCUACCCGCCACCUGCGUACGCAGCAACGCCUGGCUAUGCACCGCCUAUGUACACAUCUCCGCCGGCGCACGCAUCGCCACCCACGUACGGUGCGCCCACGUAUCCGCAAGGCGGCGCGCCAGGGUACCGGUGACACGCCUCGUGGCAGGCUGGCGGGCGCUGAUGUGCGCAUGUGUGCAGGAAGCAGCAGCAGAAGUAUUGCGGUGGCUCAUGCAGCCUGCGGCUGCCUGAAAGGCUGGAGCAGGGAGGGCAACAUGACUUAGACACGCGUGGGUAAAUAGGUAUAGCAAGCGCGCACUGCAUUGGGUGUUGACCUAGCCACUGGCCUAGGCCUAUUAGUUCAUUUGUUUGGGGAAUGUCGGCACAUUACCGAAUCAUGCGUGCAGUGCCCCAGCCUGCAGUUGCAGGCUUCAGGCCUAUGGGCGCUUUUUUGGUACACGACAAUGCAAUGCGGAAGCCAUAACAUACAUUCAUUACUGAAUUAAGUGCGCCAGCCACGGCAUGCGCAAUCCUGGCCGGGCUGCGCGUCACCUCCGCAGCGGCAACCCGUCCAGACUUAUAAAGAUUGAGACGCACAGCUUUUGAUGACAUUGCUAUGUCUACCCGCGCAUGCACAACGUUGCAGGGUCUGACUUGAUGACCACGUGUGGCUAAGCCUUCGCUGACGUAUGGCAGUUGCUGCUGUUCCAGGCUGUGUCCAGGUGCAAGUGGUGCAGUCCCAGCGUGCGGCAGUGGUCGUGAAAGGGCCUCAUGAGCUGAUUCUAGGCAUAGACAUGAGAUGGUCCUAGGCGUGGGUGUGCAAUGAUGAGGUCAGCGCCAUAAAGAGGCGUAGGGUGCGGUGAGCAGUGGUGAGCGUACUGGGGGUCCCCGACUGGCGCGUGUCUGAGCGCACACGCUUCGCUGGCUCCCGACCGCACCGCACCUGACCUCUUCCUCGACCCAGUUACCCUGCCCUAACUUUGCGUGCGCAUCCCAUACCGAAUGUCACAUUACCACCUGUGAAGUAAUCAGCGGCACAUCACUUCGCAUUCUACCAAGGUGGGCGCCAAGAUCUUAUUUCCACGCCGCCCCCAAGUUCCCAAUGCCCAUUGCUGAAAUCGCGUCAUCUCCAAGCGUGGAUACGUGUCCAUAUGCAUGGUUUGGAUGGUUCGCUCGAAUU
This is a messenger RNA of Chlamydomonas reinhardtii, 3051 nucleotides long. RefSeq lists its product as uncharacterized. Gene Ontology annotation, cellular component: membrane. Lineage: Eukaryota; Viridiplantae; Chlorophyta; Chlorophyceae; Chlamydomonadales; Chlamydomonadaceae. Bases 307 to 2025 code for a protein of 572 amino acids. The transcript has 14 exons. The record is from RefSeq and is a predicted model, not a curated record.